AUGGAGAACAGAACAAGUGGGAUUGAGCUGUUCAACAAUUCAAUGAAUCAGACGGUAGAAAUGUCGAGGAUGCCUCAGAAUCCUCUCGAGUACCAGAUAGUCACCGUCCUGUUGGUCUUGUUGAUCUGUGGAGUGGGGAUAGCUGGAAAUGUCAUGGUUGUACUGGUGGUGCUGAAGACCAAACACAUGAGAACGCCUACUAACUGCUACCUGGUGAGUUUGGCCAUUGCAGACCUGAUUGUCCUCCUGGCGGCAGGCCUGCCCAAUAUCACCGAGAGUGUGGUCGCCUCCUGGGUUUAUGGAUACGUCGGCUGCCUUUGCAUCACAUACCUGCAGUACCUGGGCAUCAACGCGUCGUCGUGUUCCAUCACCGCCUUUACCAUAGAGCGGUACAUCGCGAUCUGCCACCCCAUUAAAGCUCAGUUCAUCUGCACCGUGUCCAGAGCCAAGAAAAUCAUCGCCUUUGUAUGGGCCUUCACCUCCGUGUACUGCGUGAUGUGGUUCUUUUUACUGGACAUCAAGCAGAUCCCACAUGUCAAUGGCAUCCAGGUGGUCUGUGACUACAGGGUGUCAAGAAACCAUUACCUGCCCAUUUACUUUCUGGACUUCACUAUAUUCUACGUGAUUCCUUUAUUCGUGGCCACAGUUCUGUACGGGCUCAUUGCUCGCAUCCUGUUCCUGAAUCCGAUUCCCAGCACCCCGCAGGACACAGCCAAUAACUCCAUUCACAGGGGGCGCAGCAGCGACUCCAAGAUGUCCUGUCGCCGCAACAAGGGCCCGCAAUCUUCCAGGAAGCAGGUCACUAAAAUGUUGGCAGUGGUGGUUAUCCUUUUUGCUCUCCUCUGGAUGCCCUACAGAACCUUGGUGGUUGUCAACUCCUUCAUGAAUACACCCUACUUGAACACUUGGUUUCUGUUAUUCUGCAGGAUGAGCAUUUACCUGAACAGCGCCAUCAACCCUGUCAUUUACAAUCUAAUGUCUCAGAAAUUUCGUGCUGCCUUCAAAAAACUUUGCAAAUGCAAACAGUCACGGGCAGAGAAGCCUUCUGCCUAUAAUGUGCCUGUUUACUACAGUGUAAUGAAAGAUAUGUCCCAUGAAAGUCCAGAUCAUGAUCUAACAGAGCAAGAGGAUAUUAAUGGCUAUCCAAUUUCUAAUAAGAAGUUACAUUUUGAUAAUACUUGCUGUGAUACUAACACAUUUAGUGUUGCCUGA
Hemiscyllium ocellatum (epaulette shark) is the source of this 1212-nucleotide messenger RNA. RefSeq names its product thyrotropin-releasing hormone receptor-like. Gene Ontology annotation, cellular component: membrane. Bases 1 to 1212 code for a protein of 403 amino acids. NCBI's taxonomy places the organism in Eukaryota, Metazoa, Chordata, Chondrichthyes, Orectolobiformes, Hemiscylliidae. The transcript has 2 exons. Gene Ontology annotation, molecular function: thyrotropin-releasing hormone receptor activity. Gene Ontology annotation, biological process: phospholipase C-activating G protein-coupled receptor signaling pathway. The record is from RefSeq and is a predicted model, not a curated record.